AUGCAGGUGAGACGUAUUGUCUCAGAUAUAAAUUUAAUUGGAGAAAGGCUAACUGAGAUGGGUAAACGCUUCAAACAGAGGGGAUACCCUGGAGAUUUAAUUGAUAAGGAAAAAGCAGCUAUUUUAAAAAUUCACAGAGCCUCCUUGUUAAAAGAUAAAACAAAAGUUAAGAAAAUCCUUAGAAUGAUAUUUGUAAAUGAAUAUUCUCCUUGGAGUAGCCAAAUACAAAGGAUAUUGCACAAGCAUUGGCAUAUUUUGCAGAUUUCUAACCCUGAUGUAAAGGAGUUUGAAAAUCUACCUAUGGCCACUUACAGGAGGGGGAGAAAUUUGAAAGACACAUUGGUGAAGGCAGAUGUUGGCCCUAAAAAAGUAACUAGACAGAGCUUUAUUGAUAAUAGUGAAAACUGUCAAAAAUGCCUUGAAGAUCAAUGGCCAAAUGAGAAAAAGGAUAAAUGUGUUCUGAAAAUUAUAGAAUUUUUGUCCUACACAAAUGAUACUACUGCAAUUCUCUUGGCUUUUUUAUCAGUUAUUUUGGCUUUAUUAACAAUCCUUGUUUUUGGAUUUUUUGUUUGCUUUAUUGAUACUCCAAUUGUUAAAGCUAAUAACCGUAAUCUCAGCUUCCUUCUCCUUAUCUCCAUCAUGCUGAGCUACCUCUGUGUGUUUUUGUUCCUUGGCCGUCCUGUGGAUAUAACGUGUAUGCUCCGUCAGAUCUCCUUUGGAAUCAGCUUCUCAGUAGCUGUGUCUUCUUUGUUGGCCAAGACUAUCAUGGUUGGCAUUGCUUUCAAAGCUACUAAACCUGGCAGCUGCUGGAGAAAAUGGGUGACUGUCAAACUAUCAUACUCUCUAGUUAUUUGUUUGUCAUCUAUCCAAGGAUUAAUUUGUGUGGUUUGGUUGACAAUAUCUCCACCUUACCAGGAGUAUAACAUGCACUCUGAGGCUGGAAAGAUUAUCAUACAAUGUAAUGAGGGAUCUACACUUGCUUUUUACUCCGUCCUGGGAUAUAUGUUUCUUCUGGCAGCUGCAAGUUUCAUCACCGCUUUCUAUACCAGGAAAUUACCGGACAGCUUUAAUGAAACAAAGUUCAUCACCUUCAGCAUGUUGGUGUUCUGCAGUGUGUGGAUUGCCAUGAUCCCGGCAUAUCUCAGCACAAAGGGAAAACAGAUGGUGGCUGUAGAGAUAUUUGCUCUACUGGCGUCUAAUACUGGACUUCUAGGCUGUAUAUUUUUACCAAAAUGUUUUAUCAUUUUGUUAUUAUAG
This is a messenger RNA of Bombina bombina (fire-bellied toad), 1257 nucleotides long. Its product is annotated as vomeronasal type-2 receptor 26-like. The record is from RefSeq and is a predicted model, not a curated record. The transcript has 3 exons. Gene Ontology annotation, biological process: G protein-coupled receptor signaling pathway. Gene Ontology annotation, molecular function: G protein-coupled receptor activity. Gene Ontology annotation, cellular component: membrane. The coding region runs from base 1 to 1257 and encodes 418 amino acids. Lineage: Eukaryota; Metazoa; Chordata; Amphibia; Anura; Bombinatoridae.